Molecule: messenger RNA, 234 nt
Organism: Clunio marinus
Lineage: Eukaryota; Metazoa; Arthropoda; Insecta; Diptera; Chironomidae
Source: the annotation of a GenBank genome assembly
AUGGAUGCGAAAGAUGUCAACAAGGUUAAAGUUUUUAUUUUAAGUGAAACGAAAUUGAAAGUUCUAAACAUUUGGAACGAAUGCUAUAACGACGAGGUGCCCUCGCUCUCUCCAUACCAACAGGCAAUGUUCAAUCUAAUUAAACUGAACGGAAUCAGUGGUCUGAGUCAUAGUCCAACUAUGUUUGUGUUCAUGUUCACUUCCUUUGCUUUGCAAACUCAUGAGAGUAAUUAA